AUGUCACCAAACUCCACCUUGUCAAUGGACUUGCCGUAUCGCUCCCUUGAAGAGGACCAAGUCAAAGUUGUGGAAGUGUCUGGGGUUGACAACCCAACUGUGAGGUUCCGCUUCAUUGAUACACCAGGUCUCAAUGACACCCAGGAAGACGACUAUUCUAUCAUGAGUCGAAUUUUGGGCCGAGCCGCUGACAUUGGUCACAUCAAUGCCCUGGUCUAUGUUCGCAGUGUUGAAAAUCAUUUUGGCUCGUCGUUCAAGAGCUUCUUUAGAUACAUUCAGCAGUCCAUGCCCAAUAUCUGCAGCGGCCUCAUUGUGGUCCACUCUUGCUUUACGGUGGAUAACGUUGAGGAAUUUCUUGAAGAGGAUCAGAAGCUGGAAGACAUCCGACGACAGGCUUUCCAAGCGGCCACUCAGUUGGAGCUCGAGCACUUCUUCAUGGACAACUCUCCAGACCCCACGUCUCCAUUUGCUGUUGUUCAGUCCCUCAAUGAGAUCCAUCGCUUCAUACAACAUCUGAGCUCUCAAAAACCUUUGCCAGUCAAGAACAUGAAGCUUCUCAAGACGGAAAUCAUGCGCCACAAGGAUAUACUUGUUGUUAACGCCCUGCGGAGGCUUGGUCAAAGCCUAGACAGAGAAAGGAACGAGAAGAAAGGCACAAUGGAUCUAGUGAAGUCGAAUAUCAUCGCAGCGCAGCGAGAGUGCGGCAAAUUACAGCGCAAGAUUGAUGCUCGCCAAGCACAGAUCCAAGCUCUCAAGACCGACGAUGAGAUCUUACUGGGGAAAAAGAGUUGUGUUGCGCACUACAGCUUUGUCGGGGACCUGCUUUUUCAAGGAAACUUAAACUUGGGCAGCAAGCAACUUACAUACAAAUCAGACUACAUACUUUCAUCCGUCACCAAAACCUGUUCACCUGGUAGCAAAUGGCUGGAGGAGGAGCAGCGAGACAUCAACGGCACGGCCACAUUCUACACGACUAGUAGGCUUAAACACAAACGGGAAAUUGAGGCUCUAGAAGCAUCUGUGGCAGAUUUGCGAGACCAGCUCGUGGCUCAAAAGAAGUCGCUGUCGCGGAACUCAGGUGCUAGCGGCCCCGACGCCAGUCUUACGAGUAUGGGCGACAGAGUCUCUCGGCUUGAAGAGAUUACGGAAUUGGUUGAGCGAGAUUCGUUUGAUCUGACACUCUGGCCAGUGUUGAGAGGCUUUUAUACCAAGCACUCACUGCCUACCCGGGAUGACAUUCGGGGAUUUAUUCAAUUCUAUGAUGAGGAUAUUGGGAAACUGUUAUAG
This is a messenger RNA of Fusarium sp. VM40, 1287 nucleotides long. The record is from the annotation of a GenBank genome assembly. NCBI's taxonomy places the organism in Eukaryota, Fungi, Ascomycota, Sordariomycetes, Hypocreales, Nectriaceae.